Messenger RNA from Saccostrea cuccullata (small rock oyster), 1994 nucleotides. RefSeq names its product cytochrome P450 2B15-like. Gene Ontology annotation, biological process: xenobiotic metabolic process. Gene Ontology annotation, molecular function: iron ion binding; oxidoreductase activity, acting on paired donors, with incorporation or reduction of molecular oxygen, reduced flavin or flavoprotein as one donor, and incorporation of one atom of oxygen; heme binding. Lineage: Eukaryota; Metazoa; Mollusca; Bivalvia; Ostreida; Ostreidae. Bases 247 to 1785 code for a protein of 512 amino acids. The transcript is spliced from 8 exons. Gene Ontology annotation, cellular component: intracellular membrane-bounded organelle; cytoplasm. The record is from RefSeq and is a predicted model, not a curated record.
ACGUUUAAUGCAUAGUCUAAUCUAAAAUAACACCACCUUGUUUACUAGCCUUAUAUAACGAUAAACGUAUGACAUCUAGACCAAUUUUUUAAUAUCACCUGUAGGAUAUUAUCUGAACCGGAACGAAUGUCUCACCUUGUAUACAAGCGGUCUACUUUCUGACUUCUGCUUGGCCUGGGAUAUAUUUAAAAGAAGCAGAGUAACAAUCUCGGAACCAUUCACAGCUAAACGUUCAAAGUUAUCAGAAUGCCUUACAAUCAAGUUUUGGGAUCCACAAUUGACCCGGCUUCUUGGGUUAAAGUGUCUCCUGUUUCUGUGUUCAGUUUUCUAGAUCUGACAACAAUCUUGGUUUUCACUCUUGUGUUCUUGGCUCUUGCCUUUGUGAUGGGCAGACCGUCUACAUCCAUUCCCGGGCCAUUCGCGCUUCCCUUCAUCGGAAAUCUCAUCCAAUUCCUCCGUAUGGGUAGAAAACGACACGUUGGACUGUUGGCUCUGCGGAAGAAGUACGGCGACGUAUUUCGUCUGUAUGUCGGUCCGUAUCAGAUGGUGGUCAUCAGUGGGUAUGACAAUAUUCAUGAUGCUUUUGUUAAACAUGCAGCCCAAUUCAGCGACCGCCCAAACUGGUUACCUGAGAUACAGAGAAGGACAAAUAGUGGAUUUGGAAUUGUUUGGGCAAAUGGAGAGAGCUGGAAGAAAGUACGACGAUUUGCUCUGCAAAGUAUGCGCGAUUUUGGCGUCGGAAAGAAAUCUCUCGAGGAAGUUAUCCAAGACGAGGCUAAAACCCUGAGCGCCAUUUUCGCCUCCAAGGAAGGACAACCGAUCUCUGACGUAAAACGCAUGAUGACGACAUCAAUUAGCAACGUUAUUCACCAUGUUGUAUUUGGAUUUAGGUAUCCUCAUGAUGAUAAGAAGUUUUUGGAAUUGAUCGAGGCCCUGGACACCUUGUUUAAAGGGCCGGGGGCCAUCAUAGCAUCACUUCCAAGUAUACUGCAAUUUAGAAUGGGAAUUUCAAAGAAGGAUAGGAAGAAAGCACAUGAAGUCCUACUCCUUUACGUAAAAGAUCAAAUAGAAGAGCACGAGAAAACAUAUGAUGAAAAUAACAUCAGAGAUUUCGUAGAUCUAUAUAUUCAGUCACAGAGACAAGAUGGCGAAAUGAAAGUUAAUCACUUGUUCCGAGUUAUCCUAGAGUUAUUUUCGGCUGGAACAGAGACCACCGGAACCUCUCUAGAUUGGGCCUUUCUGUACAUGAUAAGUCAUCCGAAAAUUCAAGAGAAAUGUUACGAAGAAAUAAAAAAGAAUGUCGGAGUUGAUAGAGAAGUUCGUUUAUCAGACAAGUCACAGUUGCCAUAUAUUGAAGCCACACUCAUGGAAGUACAAAGAAUAGCAAAUAUAGCAAACUCAUCUCUACCGCACACGGCGACAGAGGAUGUUGUGAUCGCUGGUCACGUGAUUCCAAAGAACUCUAUAGUUAUGGGUUUCCUCACAUCGUCACAUUUAGAUCCGGAAAACUUUUCCCGACCUCACGAAUUCUGUCCAGAGAGAUUUAUUGAUGAAGCCACUGGAAAAAUAUCAAACAAAGAUCAUCUCAUUCCUUUCUCAAUAGGUCCAAGAAUAUGCCCGGGAGAAUCUUUAGCCAGAACCGAAAUGUUUAUAGUCUUUUCUAAUCUCAUUCAAAAGUUCCGCUUCUCCAAAGUAUUAGAGUCGGACGUGUUGAAUUUUGAAGGCAUUGUUGGAAUAACAACAUUUGCUCAACCAUACAGAUUAAAAGCAGAAAUUCGGGAGUGACUGUUUUGUGAAUUUUAAAGUUUUUUUGCAUAAUAAACUUUGUUGUUGAAAAUGUUCACUCAAGUACUAGGGUACAUGGUAUGAUUGCUGUUGAGAAAAUGUAAUAUUAUAUGUAUGCAUUUCUUGCCUAUUGUGUUGUAAAGUGAUGUACAAAAUAACAUAAUUAUGUUCAAUGAAGAAAUUUAAGCGGUAGCUUACUGCUUAAAACA